Messenger RNA from Capsicum annuum, 1627 nucleotides. Its product is annotated as protein GET4. The coding region runs from base 300 to 1280 and encodes 326 amino acids. The record is from RefSeq and is a predicted model, not a curated record. Gene Ontology annotation, molecular function: protein binding. Gene Ontology annotation, biological process: protein insertion into ER membrane. Gene Ontology annotation, cellular component: cytosol. The transcript is spliced from 12 exons. Lineage: Eukaryota; Viridiplantae; Streptophyta; Magnoliopsida; Solanales; Solanaceae.
AGGGCUCACUCUUCUAUAGAGUAGAAGAGAAAAAUUUUAAAAAUACAAUAGUAAUAGUAAUUUAGAAGAAAAAAAUUAUUUCAGAAAAUACUUUCCUCCGUGCCAAACGGUCCUAAUGCCCCCAAACCCCAGCCCCACCGCAUCCCCAAGAUAAUUUUACCUCUAAGCCAAAAGACCCCGAUAUCAAUGACAAUUGAAUUUAGUUUUAAUUACGAUAGCAAGAAAUAGACAGCAAUCUUCUACGGUAGUCAUUCGGACUCCAUUAAAACCCCCGAUUUCUUAAACUCCUUUUUGGCAGGAUGUCUCGAGAGAGAGCCAAACGUGCGGCACUGCCGCCAGCUCAGGAGAAUAUUGAGAAGUUAGAAAAGGUUGUAAAACAGGGAAAUUACUAUGGAGCUCAACAGAUGUUCAAGUCUAUUAGCGCCAGAUACGUGUCUUCUGAGAGGUACUCUGAAGCCUUGGAUAUUCUUAAAUGUGGUGCUUGCUUACAAUUGGAGAAUGGACAGGUUACCUGUGGGUCAGAGCUUGCUUUGUUGUUUGUUGAAACUCUUGUAAAAGGAAAAGUUUCUUAUUAUGAAGAAACUCUUGACCAUGUCAGGAAAAUCUAUGAGAAAUUUCCUCGACCUUCUGUGCCACAAAAUUUGGACCUCACAGAUGACGAUGAUAUGCAAAAGCUUUCAGAAGCCAUUGCAGCAGCCAAAACCCGAGUAGAAUGCUGUUCUUCUUUUUUAAAAGCUUCCAUCAAGUGGUCAGCAGAAUUUGGUGCACAUAGGUAUGGAUCUCCAGAGCUGCAUGAAAUGCUGGCAGAUUAUAUGUAUUCUCAAUCUCCCGAAGUGGACAUGGUUAAAGUAUCUUUUCAUUUUGUUCGAGGAAGGAAUCUCAAGAAAUUUGCGUCGACUAUCAUAAAUUUCAUGGGCAAGUGCUAUCCAGGAGAGGAUGAUUUGGCUAUUGCCCGGGCAAUUUUGAUGUACUUGUCUCUAGGAAACCUAAGGGAUGCUAACAAGCUCAUGGAUGAGGUGGAAAAGGAAAUGCAGUCGAAGAAUCUUGACUUUCCUCUGUCAGAAUUAAUGCAGUUUGUCAACUACCUUUUGCUGACGUUGCAGAGAGAUGCUUUACCUCUCUUCAAUAUGUUGAGACAGAGCUACAAGUCUAGUAUGGAAAGAGAUCCUCUAUUUAAUGAGUUGCUAGAUGAAGUUGCAAAGAAGUUCUAUGGUGUACAGCGUAAAAAUCCUCUUCAAGGCAUGUUUGGAGAUAUCUUCAAGAUGAUGGGAGACGAAUAGGAUGGGAAAGAAAUUCUUUGAACAUGAUGUGUCCUGAUAAGAGUAAUUGGUUCAUAUCAACACCAAUCUAAGUAGUCCAUGAAAGAUCCCGUGCUGUUAAAUGGAUGUGCUUGCCAAAAUUAUUCAUGUUUGGUUUGGUUUGGUUUGAUUUGCUUUUAUGAACAUAUGUUGCAGUAUGGGGUCAUGAAUUCUCAUUGAUUGCUGAAGGGAUCCCCUUGCAAAUAUUUCUAUUAUGAAAUCCAAAUAUCCUUUUCCUUUUGCCCAUGUAUGUUCUCUUACUUUUCGACAAUGGAUUAAACCUCUGAUUUUAGUUGUAUUAUUAAUCUUUGAUGUGUUUUGAGAUUGAA